AUGUUAAUAUCAUAUUUUGUGGUUUAUGAGAUCUUUUCAGUGGCGACAAUUGGCGUCAAAUACCUGAUACCUCAGACACGGUUCUCCUACAAGAGAUAUUUUGCGGCAGGGUUUUGGACUCUUUGCAUUUAUAUUCUUGAGUUGAACAACGUUAAUGUCGAGAUCUCAGGAGACGAACUGGAAACCGAAAAUGCACUUUUCAUUAGCAAUCACGCAUCCCUGAUCGAUUAUAUCAUUUACCCUUAUUUGGUUCUCAAGUCUACUCGAAAACCAUCAGAGUUGGAAGCGGCUCGAAAAAACGAAAAGAAGGGCGAGCCCGAGAAAAUAUUCGCAAAGGAUCUCUCUUCGAUCCUGCUCCCUCGAAUCAAUUUCUUCACCUGGUAUGCCAUUUGGUUUAUUCCAAGUUUUAGGGUAUUUAGGAACGUGUUUCAGGCAGAUGAGAAUUGGGAACUCAAUGACGAAACGCUGGGAUUUGUAUUCAAAGACAUACUCGAUUCAGAGGUAGUGGAAUGGCUGGUUACAUUCCCUGAGGUGAACAUUUUUACUAAGAAGGAUGCCAAAUUGCAACAAGGCAUGUCCGAGAAAUUUUAUCUCCCAGUCUUGAAUAAUCUGCUGUAUCCGAGAUACUCAAGUUUUGCGAACGCCGUGUCUGGGCUCCACAAAACACAAUUCACAAGAUUAUACGAUACAUCCAUAAUGUAUUACAGACAAACACCACAGGGGAAUAUAUCGUUUGAGGCACCAAACCUUCUUGAAGCCUUUGGUCUAUACGAAGGCCAAAUCACCAUCAAGAUCCAUAAACAAAUUAGAAAAAUGGCUGGAGAGGAAAUGGAUCAAAAAGGAUCGGCUUAUUACAAAGCUUAAGAACGAAGUAGCAAAAGAGCACCUACAAGGUUCUUAAAUGUGACUGGAUGCCAACUCUGCCUCCAAUUUCGAUAAAUCAGCGUCCUCCUGGACCUCUUCUUCUUCAUCGGAAUCCUCGUCUUCUUCUUCAUCUGAAUCCGGCUCUUCCAAAUCAUCCAGCUCAUCCAGCUCACCCAAUCCUCUGUUCUCAAACGUCUCGGUAAUUUUUUCGAUCAGCUCAGAAUCUUCCUCGAAACGAUUACCAUUCAACUCUAGCAACUUUAGCGCGUUCAAAGAUGGAACGACCCUGGCCAGCACUUCUAAGGAAUCAGACUCAAGCUCGUUGUACUGUAGCUUAAGAGUUUCAAGUUUAGAGUCUUUUAGGUCUGCCAAUCCCUGAAUGACCUUCAAACACCCUGCACUCUUCAGAAGACAAUCGUUGACAUUCAACUCCGUCAACUCAGGCCACUUUGGCAAGGCAGAUGCUAGAGCCAAAGAUCCCGGAACAGUGAAUGUGUUGUCUUGCAAGUCAAGAACCUUGAGAUUAUUUAGAUGUGCUAAGCCCUGAUUAAUUAAUUUUGCAAUACCUUGCGGUCUAAUACCAUUUUGAUACAGUCUGAUCUCUUGUAAAUCGGAAUUUGCUUUGAAACCAAUUGCAAGAUAGUCAACAGAACCGUUUUCGAGUCUGUUACGCCCACACCAGAAAGUUUUGAGAGUAGGUGCGUUGUCUUUUUCCUUCAACUUUGCUAAUCUGUAAAGUGCUUUUCCGACUCUCGCACCAGAGAACGGUCCCAAACCGUUGUUGGUCAAAAUAAGGUGUUCGACAGAUUUCGCAGAAGAUAAGAACUCUUCAAGAAUGUCAAUGGUAUCCUGACCUAAGGCAUUGUCGCUAAGAUUUAGCACUUUCAAAGAGGAGCAUUCCAAAAUAACUGGAAAGAAUUCCUUCAGAGAGGCUGGGAUCUCAUUCUUGUCACGAGACGUGUAAAUAUCUUGCAAGUUCAGAUGGAGCAGUGUCGAAGAAAACUUCUUGAUCUCAGCAGCGAGGUAUUUGGAGCACUCUGGCGAAAUGGUGUUUCCAGAGAUAUCGAUCAAUUUAAGGUCUUUUUUGAGAGAAAGUUCUUCCAAAUAAGGCUGGAUGUCAUUCAAAGAGUCAAACUUAAUUCCCUUGUUGGCCAAAGAAAAGCUCUCCUCAGGAGUGAUGCCUAAAUCAAUCUUGUGG
Messenger RNA from Ogataea polymorpha, 2062 nucleotides. RefSeq lists its product as uncharacterized. Lineage: Eukaryota; Fungi; Ascomycota; Pichiomycetes; Pichiales; Pichiaceae. Gene Ontology annotation, molecular function: acyltransferase activity. Gene Ontology annotation, cellular component: endomembrane system. The record is from RefSeq and is a predicted model, not a curated record. The coding region runs from base 1 to 864 and encodes 287 amino acids. The transcript has 2 exons.